Molecule: messenger RNA, 561 nt
Organism: Tauraco erythrolophus (red-crested turaco)
Lineage: Eukaryota; Metazoa; Chordata; Aves; Musophagiformes; Musophagidae
Gene: CLDN34
Product: claudin 34
Cellular component (GO): bicellular tight junction; membrane
Molecular function (GO): structural molecule activity
Source: RefSeq, a predicted model, not a curated record
AUGGGAAUAGUGGAAUGGAGAGUGUGGUAUGUUUACAACACCACCAUCAUCUCUUCCGGCAUUGCUUGGGUGGGGAUUUGGAGAGUCUGCUUCAUCAGUGACGUUCUCGUCUCGCCUGGCUAUAAAGAACAGUUCUGCCAUAAAUUCAGUGGCUAUGACUCCUCCAUCCCCCAAGAAAUUUACGCUGCUCAAGGUCUCCUGUUGAUUGCCAUGUUCAUGGGCUUGCUGGGACUGGCUGCCACAAUAUUUGCUCUGAGAAAUAUUUAUAUGGGAAUCGCUCGCAAAAUGCUCAUUGCCCGUUUCUUCCUGGUGGGUGGUUUCCUCUACAUAUUCGCUGGCAUGUGCGUCCUGGUUCCCGUGAGCUGGAAUUUCUAUUCUGUACUGCACAACCAGAGCAUUGCUUUUCCUCCUUCUUACUACAUGCCCUCCAGCCCAGCGGCUCAGGAAGCUGGUGCUGCCAUUCCUAUCGGGAUUAUAGCUGUCAUCCUUCUGCUGCUAAGUGGGAGUUUUUCUCUCUCAUAUAGGUUUCCGGUGAUCACAAACACUACCACAAGACUCUGA